AUGACUGCAGACUCAGUUCUUUCACCAGAUCAGCUAAUACAAAUUGUAAUUGAUGAAAUCUCGUAUAGAAAGGGUAAGAUUACACUAGGUGAACUUUGGGAAAUAGCUUCUGAUUAUAUUGAUUUAAGUGAUGAUUAUAUGAAGAGUUUCACGUUGAACAAUAUUUUGGCGCAUCCUGACACAGUAGUGCUAGUUUCGGGGAAGCCAGUUGAUUCCAAAUCACUAACUUAUGAACAGAUGAUCAGUAAUGCAACUAACGUUCAGAUUGGGAUAACUGAUGAUAAGCUUUGGUUGACUUUAACUGGCCAUUCUAAGAAGGAGGCUUCUGUUGUCGGAUUCGCUUUUGAUUUGUUAUUGGAAGUUGCAGCUGCCAAGGAAAAGGGAAUAAAUACUAUGGAAUUGGCUCGCAAUACUGGCCAGGAUCCCAGAAGUGUCACUGGUAGAAUUAAGAAGUUUUCGCAUUUGGUUACAAUGACCCAGUUAGUCUAUAAGGGCCACCUGGUAAAAUCAUUGACGUUAAAUCGUUUUGUUAGAGAGAAACCAAAGAAGCCGUACAUCAACAUUAAGCAGCAUUUACCUGACAUUGUGCAGAUAGUGAAAGACUCAAAGAAUGGGGUCCGUCAGGUAAUUGACUUAAAGCGGGAAAUGGGAUUUGAUAAAGAGAAGAGACUUUCCAAAGCUUUUACAUCUGCAAUCUCUUGGCUAGAUCAGCAGGGAUAUCUUCGUAAGGUUAUUGUCGUAUCCCCCGCGAACCCUUCUGUCAAGAUACGUUGUGUCCAAUUUGUUAAAUCGUAUGUUGCGGAAGACAUAAGUAGCAAUAACGUUUUUGAAGAUGAAAGCGCUGAUGAAGAUGAUGAAGAUGGUUUGAACGGCGAAGAACAGGAUAUGGCGGCCGAUGACACGGAAAGGGCAACCAUUGAUGAUGAAGAUUUGAUUGAGGGUUUUGACAAGGUCAAUGCAACUAAUAUAUUACAAGACUCUAAUUUAGUAAUACAAGAUAGUUCUGCAGAAAAGAAAGAGUUUACGAUAAACAGAUUCUACCCGCUACAAACUCAAAUAUAUUCAAUGGCUGAUAAAGCAGGACUAUCAGGUAUAUCAACGCUAGAGUUAAUUUCCAACUUUGUAGGUCCAGGCUAUAAAAGGUGCUUCUCUAAAAAUACGGAAUAUUUCAUUGAGGGAACUAGUCAAAAAUCAUCGAAGUUCUCGUCUGACGAUGGUAUUGGUUUAGUUAAGAUAUAUGAUUUUGAAGGAAAGAAGAAGUUUCAUAGAAUAUUCACUAAAAAGAACUUUGCUAAACUAACAGACCAAGAAUCUGAAUACAAUGAAGGUGAUUUACCAGAGAUUGAAGAACAGCCGUAUACAUUGGAAGAGCUAAGUAAAAUGAAUUUUGUUCCUCUAAAUGCUUCUUUGAGAUACAUGAAUGAUGGAGAAAAGGAUAUUUUCUUUUGGCAUGGAGAAUUAGAUAUCCCGGCCAGCUCAAAAACUUCAGUAAGAGGAAGAAAAAGAGUUACUCUACCAGACACUGAAGAGAAGCCUAAACGUAUUAAAGUUCCAGAACUUACGUCACAGAUGAAGGAAGAGCACAUUGAAGUUCCCGCAUUAAAGAAUGCUCCUGCCAGCAUCACUGUCAAUGGAUUUACAGGGAGCUCAUUAAAAUCUAUUCAAAGACAAAAAGCUCUACUUACAGUUUUAAGGGAAAGUGGCGGCGUGAGAUAUAUUGGAGAUCAACUAUAUGAUUCAAUUUCUAAGCACAUGGGUACAGAUAUGAUCUUAGAUAAGAAAACACUUAAAAAAGAAUCUGAGAUCCUAGUAGAGUCCGGAAAACUUAAAAUAAUCGAAGAUCCAAAUACCAAAAGGCGUCUAUUGUGUUUGCCAGAUACUUCCGAUGAAAAGAUAAAUGAUUAUUUGGUUCAUUCCAAAGAUACGAGAGGAAGGUUCAAUGCAGAGGUUGUAUGUAAAGAAGACAUUUAUUUCUUUGAUCAAACGGAAAAAGACCGUUUCCAUAGGUCCGCAAAGGCUGCCAAAAGAAUUAAAGAGUUUGAAAGAAAGUCUAGAAAGAGCCAACCAGAUAACACUACUCCGGAUGUUAUAAGCGAUGCCCCAACAGCAACAAAGAAACUCAGAAAGAAGGCAAAACCCAAAAACACCACUAAAGCUACAGAAAAGAAGGAGAAAGAAAAGGUUGAAAGUCCUAGUAAUAUUCGUUCAAACUUCCAUUCUGGCACUAAGGAAGGUAUGAAGGCAUUGAUAUACGCAGUAGUCAUUACUAAGAGUAUUAAAGGUCAAAUUCUCUGGGACGAGAUAACGAAGAUCUUCCCUCAUAACGCUCUUGAGAGUUUAAAGAAGCAAUGGAGAAUAAGAAGAGUGCGAAUGGGGGAAUCCGGAUGGAGAGCAUUAAUGGAAAAGUGGCGUAAGAUCAUGGUUGAUGCUGUUAAAGAUGAAAGGGCCACAAUUGCGGAUGCUGAACAGUUGAACCUCAUUAAGUUGAUUAAUCUAUGGCUAAAUACCAAAGAAACGUCAACACAUUUCAUUAAACUAUACAAGGAUUAUUCCGUCAACCGCUCAAAAUAUACAUUUGUUCCUAUAUCUGGGAGAUCAGGAACGGAUGUAAAGGGCAGGGGUGUUGCAAUGUCUUCCAUGAUUCAACGGGAGAAUUUCCUCCUCAACAAAAAGUAUUCCAUCACAAUUGAUGCUUCAAGAAAAGAAAAAACUACCGAGGAUGAAAUCAGAACUAUUGUCAGGUCUAUGCUAUUUGAGAAAACAUCUGCAGAACCUAUCGAUGUUAAUGUCUUACAGGGAUUCAAUCAUGAGCAAGUUGACAAGGUUAUCUUGGAUAUGGCUAAAGAAAGACUGGUUACGUUUAUGGAUUCCUCCAAAUUGCAACUAACAGAAAGGGGUUAUGAUCUCUUAAAGUACCAAGGCGAUACCUCUUUCCUACAAGAAGCAUCCGCCUGCAGAACUAAAGCAAUUGAAAUAUUCAAUAAUAAGAACGCUCUCAUAAUAAGCGAAGAGCCUUUACGCCAUGUGCCGUGUGUUUUACUAGAUUUGAUAGAAAAUUACGGAAUCAAAAGCGAAGUUGUGCCACUAGAAGUGCAACAUAAAAAAAUGUAUUAUACUACAAGACAAUAUGAAGUACGUGCACUCACCCCACCUCUAGCGUUCUACAGUCCAGGCCAGAUUAAAGAUAAGAAAAUUAAGAAAGCAAAUGUGCCUGUUGGAAAAGCCUUCUCACGUCUAUGGAUAGACGGAAACUCUCAAAUACGUGAGCAUGUCUGGAAGUCUGUAGUGAGUUUAAUUCUCAAAGAAAUACUAUUCCAUCCAGGUGUGACAGCAGAUUGUCUAGCCGAUAAACUUUCGAUAUUACUAUCUCCCAGAGAAGUAGCCGAAGUUUUACAAUGGCUGACGGAUACGCGGUUAGUAUCUUCAAUCAAGUUCAAUGGUUACAUGGUGUGUGACGGCUGGUACUUUGCUGUCGGAUGA
Molecule: messenger RNA, 3480 nt
Organism: Kluyveromyces marxianus DMKU3-1042
Lineage: Eukaryota; Fungi; Ascomycota; Saccharomycetes; Saccharomycetales; Saccharomycetaceae
Gene: TFC3
Product: transcription factor TFIIIC subunit TFC3
Exons: 1
Coding region: 1-3480 (1159 amino acids)
Biological process (GO): 5S class rRNA transcription by RNA polymerase III; transcription initiation at RNA polymerase III promoter
Cellular component (GO): transcription factor TFIIIC complex
Molecular function (GO): DNA binding
Source: RefSeq, a predicted model, not a curated record